AUGGAUCCAGACGCGUUGGCCAAGGCAUUCGUCGAGCAUUACUACAGCACCUUCGACACUAACCGUCCCGGUCUCGCAUCUCUCUACCAGGAAGGUUCUAUGCUCACCUUCGAAGGUCAGAAGAUUCAGGGCUCUCAGAAUAUCGUUGCCAAACUCACUUCUCUCCCUUUUCAGCAGUGUCAUCACUCCAUCACUACCGUUGAUUGUCAGCCAUCUGGCGUUAACGGUGGAAUGCUUGUUUUCGUCAGCGGGAAUCUCCAGCUGGCCGGCGAACAGCACACCCUUAAGUUCAGUCAGAUGUUCCAUUUGAUACCAACACCGCAAGGAAGCUAUUAUGUGUUGAAUGACGUAUUCCGGUUGAACUAUGCAUGA
Molecule: messenger RNA, 372 nt
Organism: Lathyrus sativus (Indian pea)
Lineage: Eukaryota; Viridiplantae; Streptophyta; Magnoliopsida; Fabales; Fabaceae
Source: the annotation of a GenBank genome assembly